AUGAAGGACACUCUUACAGACGCCAAUUUCCCCCGUACUGCGGAUCACCGAGUAUAUCACCUUGGUCUUCGGCCAGGCGAAGUCGCCAAUCGCAUCGUUACGGUUGGCUCCCCAUCUCGCGCUGAGACUAUCGCGAAGUUACUCGAUGAGUCUCCACAGCCAUUCAGAUUAUCCUCCGAGCGCGGAUUUUUGACCAUCACUGGCCGAUACAAAGGCGCACCAGUAUCUAUCGUAAGCAUCGGGAUGGGUAGUCCGAAUAUGGACUUCUUUGUACGAGAAGUUCGGGAAUGCAUCAGUGGCGACAUGGCUGUGAUCAGACUUGGAUCUUGCGGCGCGCUCAUUAAUGUCCCUGUGGGCUCCGUUGUUGUACCUAAGGCCAGCGUCGCGGUGUCCCGCAACGUCGACUUCAAUUUUAGCGAUCCAGACAGUUGCACGGAUCCAGCGUAUCGCAUCAGUAAACCCGUCGCUGCCGAUCCGGAUCUCCACCGCGAGGUUCAUAAGGCUCUGGAAGCGGCUCGUCCAGCUGGUUCAGACACUAGCAUUGUCACGGGUACUGUGAAUGCUUCCGCAGAUAGCUUCUAUUCGUCGCAGGGAAGACAGACCUCGUUUCCGGAUCACAAUGAGAACUUGAUAGAACAACUAUCGGCUUCGUCGAAGGACCUAGCGACGCUGGAGAUGGAAACGUUCCACCUUUUCCAUUUGGCCGCAUGCUGGGGACGACAUACACCCGCAGGGAAGCCUACUCCAGCCCCGCUUACCACCAACCCAGUCUCCCCCACAGUUCAUCAAUCGGCGUCUUCGAACCAGCCCAUUUCACAAGUAUUGGCUGAUUCCGACACAGUGAUCAAAGCAGCCGCAGCCCAACUCGUCUUCGCUUCGCGCACCUCGCAGGCUUUUAUCACUCCUGAACAAGUUGCGGAACUCGAGGCAUGGUCAGCCAAAGGCGUCCUCGAAGCACUCAAGAAUACUCCCAUGGAAAACAAUAGGCUCCACCUGGAGGAAGGCAGCGUCUGGGAGUAUCCAACGAGUUAG
Pleurotus ostreatus (oyster mushroom) is the source of this 1032-nucleotide messenger RNA. RefSeq lists its product as uncharacterized. The record is from RefSeq and is a predicted model, not a curated record. The transcript is spliced from 9 exons. Gene Ontology annotation, cellular component: cytosol. Gene Ontology annotation, biological process: uridine catabolic process. Gene Ontology annotation, molecular function: uridine phosphorylase activity. The coding region runs from base 1 to 1032 and encodes 343 amino acids. Lineage: Eukaryota; Fungi; Basidiomycota; Agaricomycetes; Agaricales; Pleurotaceae.